Molecule: messenger RNA, 384 nt
Organism: Candidula unifasciata
Lineage: Eukaryota; Metazoa; Mollusca; Gastropoda; Stylommatophora; Geomitridae
Source: the annotation of a GenBank genome assembly
AUGGUUCUCUCUCUACUUCUGGUUGGAAGAGAUGGAAAUGGCAAAAGUUCUACAGGCAACUCAAUUCUGGGCACUAAACACUUUACCCCAACCUCAAACUUUUCAUCCGCUGGGGUUGACAUCAAAGAGGGUUCGAACCUAGAAAAACGAAUCUCUGUAACCGAGAUAGCGGGACUUGAAUAUCCAGGCUUGGAUCAUACAGAGGACAUUGAGAAAGCACUGGCAGAAAUUGAAGGAACCAUUAAACAAAAUACGAGUGGGUUUAACGCUGUUAUUUUUGUCCUGAAGUAUGGAGUACGUUUCACCCAACAGGAGAAGGAUGCUGUGCUUUGGUCAAAUCCAUUUUCGGUUCUAAUGUGGUCAAAGAUUUUGGUGUUAUUGUGA